This is a messenger RNA of Lolium rigidum, 978 nucleotides long. RefSeq names its product tRNA pseudouridine(38/39) synthase-like. The coding region runs from base 55 to 978 and encodes 307 amino acids. Gene Ontology annotation, molecular function: pseudouridine synthase activity; RNA binding. Gene Ontology annotation, biological process: mRNA pseudouridine synthesis; tRNA pseudouridine synthesis. NCBI's taxonomy places the organism in Eukaryota, Viridiplantae, Streptophyta, Magnoliopsida, Poales, Poaceae. The record is from RefSeq and is a predicted model, not a curated record. The transcript has 11 exons. Gene Ontology annotation, cellular component: cytoplasm; nucleus.
CACAAAUUGGGGACUGUCAGUCACUGCCAAAAGAGACUAGUUGCUCUGAAAAUCAUGUACUUUGGCCAGAGAUUCUAUGGCUUUGCUUCGGAAGCCCAAACUGAACCAACGGUUGAGUCUGAGGUAUUUAAAGCACUUGAAAGAGCAAGACUGCUGGUCAACAAUAGGAAAGAAUCUUGCUAUUCUAGGUGUGGAAGAACUGACAAAGGAGUUUCUGCUACUGGACAGGUAAUUUCCUUAUAUUUGCGAUCGAACAUGAAAGAUGCAGGAGGCAAUGCAUUUGAUGAAAGAUAUGAGAUUGAUUAUGUUGGAGUAUUGAACAAAACCCUUCCACGAGAUAUACGUGUAAUAGGUUGGUGUCCUGUUGCAGCAGACUUUCUUGCAAGAUUCUCCUGCUUGGGCAGGGAAUAUAAGUACCUGUUUUGGAAGGGGAGCUUGGAUAUACUGAAGAUGCAGAAUGCCGCAUCUAAAUUCAUCGGGGAGCAUGACUUCAGGAAUUUCUGUAAGAUGGAUGCCACAAACGUGAGUAACUACAAGCGACGCAUUACAGAUUUUGAUAUUUUUGCCUGUGACCAAAGGUCGAACGAUGAUGAGCUCUGGGCCAUGACCAUCAAGGGUAGUGCCUUUCUGUGGCAUCAAGUUCGCUGCAUGGUAGCUGUUCUAUUUCUUAUAGGUCAAGGCCUUGAAUCACCAUUUGUAGUUGAUUCGCUCCUGGAUAUUACAAAGACUCCUAGAAAACCUCAGUAUACAAUGGCACCAGAGCUUCCAUUGAUUCUACGAUCUUGCCUAUUUGAUAAUGUCAGCUUUAUGUGCUCAUCAGAUACCAGGCAGGCAUUGAUUGAACACUUCAAGGAUGAAUACCAUCAGUAUAUGCUCCAAGCUGCCAUAUAUUAUGAGUCCUUGUCCUGUUUAUCUUCUCCAGCUUCAUAUGAGGAGCGCACAUCAAAAGUCAAAGCAAAAGCAGCAUUGCUUAAAUGA